This is a messenger RNA of Rhineura floridana, 1274 nucleotides long. It is a transcript of the gene TSSK4, whose product is annotated as testis specific serine kinase 4. The transcript is spliced from 3 exons. Bases 4 to 861 code for a protein of 285 amino acids. Gene Ontology annotation, biological process: protein phosphorylation; intracellular signal transduction. Gene Ontology annotation, molecular function: ATP binding; protein serine/threonine kinase activity. The record is from RefSeq and is a predicted model, not a curated record. NCBI's taxonomy places the organism in Eukaryota, Metazoa, Chordata, Lepidosauria, Squamata, Rhineuridae.
GUGAUGAAAACCUUGCGCCACAAAUAUGUGAUCAGUUUCUACCAGGCUAUUGAGACGACCUCGCGUCACUACAUCAUCAUGGAGCUGGCACCCUGUGGUGACGUCCUAGAGUGGAUCCAGAAGUCAGGUGCUUGCUCCGAGGCCCUGGCUGGAAAGUGGUUUUCUCAGCUGGCCCUGGGGAUCGCCUAUCUGCACGGCAAGGGCAUCGUACACCGAGACCUGAAGCUCGAGAACCUUCUGCUGGACAAGCGUGAAAACAUCAAGAUCUCUGACUUUGGCUUCUCCAAGAUGGUGUCCACCCAGACGCAGCCACCCCCUACGCCGUCGUACCGCAUGAUGAGCUGCUUCUCCCACCUGAGCCAGACGUACUGUGGCAGCUUUGCCUACGCUUGCCCAGAGAUCUUGCUGGGCCUCCCCUACAACCCGUUCCUCUCUGACAUCUGGAGCAUGGGGGUCAUCCUCUACACCUUGGUGGUGGCCCACUUGCCCUUUGACGACACCAACCUCAAGAAGCUGCUCCGGGAGACCCAGAAAGAGGUGAACUUCCCCAGCCACCUCCAGGUCAACGACGAAAUCAAGGACCUGGUCCACCGCAUCCUGCGCCCGGCUUCCAAGCGGCUGAACAUCUUGGAAGUGCUGAAGGUUUCCUGGGUCCUCAAGUUCCUGGCUGAGAAGCCGACCAACGAGAUCAAGGCCCUGGAGGCCAUCUGCGGGCCCCGGACGGCCGAGGGCAACAAAAACACGACCCCCAGCACCAAGUCCCGCUCCCUCACCUUCGCGCCGGACAAAAAGAAGGCCGCCAGCCGUACCCGCAGCACCGGACAGAUCAAAGGGAGCAAAAACCCAGAAAAGACCAGCUGAGGGGAGUGGGAGCCUUAGAAUCAGAGAGACUAUAAGCGGGGGGAAGGUGUGGCAAUGCAACAUUUUCAAGCUGGAUCUCUCGCCUGCAGUGGCUGGCUUGUGUUUCCUGUGGGGUGUGUCACAGUCAGGGGGGUUGGGAGUGGUGAAAGCACCUCAGCAAAAGUAGGCUGGGGGAUCCCCCAGAGAAAGAGCGGGCCAUUGGGAAACAGCAGGAGCAAGCGUUGGAACUGAACAUUUGUAUGCAACCUCUGGACACACAAUAUCCAAACAGCAAAAUUAUUAAAAUCAAAAGACAGCAGCUCUCUUAGGUUUACAGAAGUCAAUCUGAGGGGGUGCCGGCAGUCAGCAGCCAUCUCCACAGGCCUCAUCGCUCCCCUGAGCUUAUUGAUCCAAGAGGCUGCAAUUCUUGAUUG